This is a messenger RNA of Pungitius pungitius (ninespine stickleback), 707 nucleotides long. RefSeq names its product complement C1q-like protein 2. The transcript has 3 exons. Gene Ontology annotation, molecular function: protein binding. The record is from RefSeq and is a predicted model, not a curated record. Bases 5 to 661 code for a protein of 218 amino acids. NCBI's taxonomy places the organism in Eukaryota, Metazoa, Chordata, Actinopteri, Perciformes, Gasterosteidae.
UGUGAUGAUCUGUUUGCUGCAUGGGGCCCUUCCAUACGGCUGGGUCGACCCUGGGGUCACACCGCCCGCAGACCUACCAGGCAGUGGGUGUAUCACGGACCGCGGUUCCUGUGGAUGCUGCUUGAUGCUGAGAGAGGUGAACAGAAUGUCAACGUACUUCAACGCGACGUUGAACGCGUUGGAGAAGGAUUACGCGCAAGCGAAGCGCAGCGUGGAGAAGAUCGAAGCCAGCCGCGGCGCCUUCUCCGUCGCGCUGACCGAUCAACCUUACUUCUUCUGCUUCGGCCCCUUCACCUCCGAGAAGCUCGUCACCUACCAGCACGUCUUCAUCAACCUGGGCGGCGGCUACGACCCGGGCACCGGCGUCUUCACCGCGGCGCAGUCGGGCGUCUACAGCCUGGCCCUCACCGUGUUCGGGGACGCCGGCGCGCCCGGGGUCCCGCUGGCCGCCUGCGCCGACCUGCUGGUCAACGGGCGCGCGGUGGCCGGGGCCCGGGAGAGGAACGCGCAGGACCAGGAGGACAGCGCCUCCACGGUGCUGGCCCUGCACCUGAACGCCGGGGACAAGGUGGCCGUCAGCCUGCCCGUCGGGUGCUCCCUCUGCGGCGACGUGGGCCACUUCAACACGUUCAGCGCCUUCCUGCUUUAUCCCACCGAAUGAGUGGCGAGGGGCGCGCGCGGCGGUGGUUUCAGUGCCCGUACGACCA